AGAGACAGACUGAGAGGAGGCAAAGCGGAGCUGGGCUCGAGCGAAGAGGAAAGGCACCAAAGCCAGGACAGACGGAGACAGCUUUCUUCAAGAAGCACCAAUUUGUUUUCAUCCUAGGGAGAGUUUUGGUGGGCUUUGAAAAAGCUGCUGAAACAAUUUAGAACUGAUCAAAACGCCGAGCUUUGAGUGGUUAUUAUUAUUAUUGUUGGCGUUAUUUUACUUUUUUUGGAGGGGGACGGACUCGAAAUUGAUUAUUGUGUGUGGUGGAUGUCAAAAGCGGUGCCAAGGUUUAAUACCCAACCGAAGGAAUGUAUCCAAACCGGGCAGCGGCGAACCAGCGACUCUGGAGAUGUCCACCCUGCGCGCUCUGGAUCGCCCUGCUCCUCCAAAGUGUCCUGGACCUGAGCGCGUCUGGAUCUGAGUUCCCCCAAGAUCCCAUUAUGCAAGCUGCCACUUUGUGGAACACUUCAAGUGAUGGACCUCACUUCAUCCACCUUGAUGCUCCCAUGAACAACAUAACCACCUCCGUGGGCCACACGGCCGAGCUUUUGUGUCGUGUCUCCGGAAACCCGCCACCCACUGUGCGCUGGCUCAAAAACGACGCUCCUGUGGUACAGGAGCCGCGGCGGGUCUCCUACAGGUCCACGCUGUUUGGAUCACGCCUCCGCAUCCGCAGCCUGGACACUACUGACACGGGAUACUUCCAAUGUGUGGCCACCAACAGCCAGGGCUCUGUUUCCACCACGGGUGUGCUGUUUGUCAAGUUCGAUCCAGAUCCGCUCCCUACGUCUCUGCCAAAAGAGCCCACCAACGGGUUUCCUGAAGAUGGAUUCUGCCAGCCGUACAGAGGCAUAGCCUGCGCCCGCUUUAUCGGCAACCGCAGCAUUUUUGUCGACUCGCUGCAGAUGCAGGGGGAGAUUGAGACCCAGAUCACAGCGGCCUUCACCAUGAUCGGGACGUCCAACCAUUUGUCUGACCGCUGCUCGCAGUUCGCCAUCCCUUCCCUGUGCCACUUUGCCUUCCCGACGUGCGACCGCAGCUCGGGGUCCGACAAACCCCGUGACCUCUGUAAGGACGAAUGCGAGAUCCUGGAGAACGACUUGUGUAAAACCGAGUACAUCAUCGCCCGCUCAAACCCGAUCAUACUGAAGAGACUGAAACUGCCAAACUGCGAUGACCUGGCUGCUUCUGACAGCCCCGAGGCUGCCAACUGUCUGAGGAUCGGGAUCCCUAUGACAGAGCCUAUUAACAAGAAUCACAAAUGUUAUAACAACAGUGGGGUAGACUACAGAGGAACGGUAAGCAUAACCAAGUCAGGGCGUCAGUGUCAGCCGUGGAACUCCCAGUAUCCUCACAGCCACAACUACCAGGCUGCGCGCUACCCGGAGCUUAAUGGAGGACACUCGUACUGCCGCAACCCAGGGAACAAACACGAGGCCCCCUGGUGCUUCACACUGGAUGAGGGGUUCAGAAUGGAGCUCUGCGACAUACCCCUCUGUGACCAUAAGGAGUCUGGCAUUGAGAUCCUGUACAUCCUGGUUCCCAGCGUGGUAAUCCCCUUAGCCAUCGCGUUGCUCUUCUUCUUCAUCUGCGUGUGCCGCAACAACCAGAAGUCCUCCAGGCCGCCCGUGACACGCCAACCCAAACCCGUCCGCGGCCAGAACGUUGAGAUGUCCAUGCUCGCAACUGCAUACAAGCCUAAGAGCAAGGCCAAGGAGCUUCCCUUAUCAGCUGUCCGUUUCAUGGAGGAACUCGGAGAAUGUACUCUAGGGAAGAUCUACAAGGGUCAUCUGUAUCUGCCGGGCAUGGACCAGGCCCAGCUUGUGGCCAUAAAGACCCUUAAAGACAUUUCCAAUGCCCAGCAGUGGGCUGACUUCCAGCAAGAGGCCGCAGUGCUGACCGAGCUUCAGCACCCCAACUUGGUGUGCCUGGUGGGUGUGGUUACCCAGGAGCAGCCGGUCUGCAUGCUGUUUGAGUUUCUACCCCAAGGUGACCUCCACGAGUUCCUCAUCAUGCGUUCGCCGCACUCUGACGUCGGCUGUAGCAGCGAUGAGGACGGCACGGUGAAAUCCAGCCUGGAUCAUGGAGAUUUUCUGCAUAUGGCCAUACAGGUGGCUGCUGGGAUGGAGUACUUGGCCAGCCACUUCUACGUUCACAAGGACCUCGCAGCUCGGAACAUUUUGGUAGGCGAGCAGCUCCACGUCAAGAUUUCUGACCUGGGUCUCUCCAGAGAGAUCUACUCCUCAGACUACUACUGCAUCCAGCCUAAAAUUGUGCUACCCAUCCGCUGGAUGCCCCCUGAGGCCAUCGCUUCGGGAAAGUUCACCACAGACUCGGACAUCUGGUCGUUUGGAGUUGUGCUGUGGGAGGUCUUCAGCUACGGGCUACAGCCCUACUACGGUUUCUCGAACCAGGAAGUGAUGGAGAUGGUGAGAAAGAGGCAGCUGCUGCCCUGCCCUGAAGACUGCCCACCAAGGUUUUAUGGUCUGAUGACUGAGUGCUGGCAGGAAGGACCAGCACGUCGGCCGCGCUUCAAGGAUAUUCAUGCCCGCCUGCGAGCUUGGGAGGGGUUGUCGUCCCACGCCAGCUCCAGCACGCCCUCUGGCGGAGGAGGCAAUGCCACCACUCAGACCACCUCGCUCAGCGCCAGCCCCGUCAGCAACCUUAGCAACCCACGCUAUGCCGCCGCUGCUGCCGCCGCCGCAGGGUACCUCUACCCAGCCCAGGCUAUUCCCGCGCCGGGACAGAUGGGUGCAGUUCCAGCAUGGACGCCCAUGGCCGUGACCCAAACCCACCAGCGCUUUAUCCCAGUCAACGGAUACCCAAUCCCGCCAGGAUACGCAGCAUUCCCAGCUCACUUUGCACCCCCAGCUCCGCCAACUAGGGUAAUCCAGCACCACCUGCCCCCUCCCAAAAGCCGCUCCCCCAGCAGCGCUAGCGGCUCCACCAGCACGGGUCACGUCAGCGGCGUGCCCUCCACCACGGGCUCCAACCAUGACGCCAACACGCCGCUGCUGUCCCACUGCAUCAUGCCGGGGAGCGGCGGAGGGUCGGCUCAGGUGUACGGACAACUCUCCCAGAAGGGGAUGGUGGACCACGUGUCUCAGACAUCAGCACUGCUUACUCCUGACUCUGAUGUGCUGAUGUACAACGACACAGUCAUCACUGCAGACCUGUAAAUAUUCAACCUCUUUGAGGUUAGAUCCCAGAUAUGAGAAGUUUAGCGCUUCAGCAAGUGGCGCAGCGUCACAGUUCUUCUCUGGUCUUACCGAGACCCAACAGAGAUGGAGCGUGCCACACAUCUGGGUAUCCAAGAAACACUAAGCAGGCUAUAUAAGCAGCUGUCUGACUCUGUCAUGCCUUACUGUUUAAAGGAAGCGUACUUACUAUCAUGGUUUGAAAAUGUUAUUUUAACCUCUGUGUAAAUACAGUACAUAGGUCCUGAAUGAAUGAAUGAUACAAAGAUAUAUAUUCAAAUGAACUUUUUAUUAAGUAAAACACUUUAAAGGUGAAAACAUCCUUCCCGUGGCCUUAUUCAACAGUUUGUGUUCCAAUCAGACAAAAAAAAAAACGAAACAAUUCCCAGUCGAUGGACUUUUUCCCUAUAGGGAGACAUGGAUAUUCAUGUGAUGACCUUCAGGUGUUUUUUUAAACUAGUUCAUUGGCUUGCUUGUCAACACAAAAAAUGAAAUAUCCAAGGGAGCGCGAAUGGAAACGGCGAGGGACUUCAUAAAAACAAUCAACAGUGUCCUGCUCCAAUAAAUGAUGCCUCCUUGGCCCUCCAAAACUAAUCAGUAACAUUUAUGUUAGCAUGCAUAAUAGCCAUGCUGCCAACAGCUAUGAAAGUACUCAUGCAGGCGCUAAGGAGUCCCUUUGAGAAUGACAGCUGAAUGUGUGUUUUGUUUUUGUUGGUUUUUUUGUAAUUUUCCAACUUCAUCACGCAAUCUGAGACGUCUGCAACAAGAACACCGGACACAGUGAAGCUGGAAGUUUAUCUGAUCGGCCUCCCUUUAAGUAUCAUUUCUUUCAUCAUCCCUCCCCCCCCGGUUUUGUUUCUCCGGGAGACAUCGCAUCUAACUUCAGAGCCGGCAAGAGGGCCCCCUGCAGAUCAACAAAAGACAUCACAAAGCGCUCGCUUCCUUCCACAGCUAACCCGCACCGUUCUCAGGGCAAACACUUGAUUCGCCGCAUAAUUGAUUGGAUACAGUCUUUUAUGUUUUUUCCGAAAGUUUUUACGGAUUUCAUUUUGGAGAUGGGAAAAAAAAAGUCAAAAUUUAAUUUGGAUACCUCGUCCUGUUCUGUUCCCUUCUUUGUAUUUAUACGUCUGUAUUGUGCAAAAAAAAAGAAAAAAGCAAAAGAAGCAAAACAUGGAAGAAUAAUAAAAGUAAAAAGGGUUAAAAUGCAUAAUGCUUAUAGUAGUUAGGUGCUUUGUGAGAUCUCAGCCAUGUACAUAGACAGAAGAAUGUUGCAUCUAAAUAAGGAUACUGCAAAUUAGGUGUUCUGCAAUAUUAUUGCAACUUUUUAACACACCAAGUGGCGACUGUAUUAACAUGUACAGGAUCCUGACGAGUAGCUCAGCACGUGCAGCUUUUAACAGAAAAAGUACAACCUGAAAAAAAAUUCUGCCCGUUUUGUCUGUUUCCCAGUGAAGGAUGACGAAGUGUGUGUUUGGUGAGUCUCAGUUUCGUAGCCGCACAAACUAUGCCUCAGCCAUCCACGAUGGUUUAUGAGAGGCCAAAUAUGAAGCUUCUUUCAUUCCCUCAAAAAAAAAAAAGUCAGAAAACCAGCAGUAAUGUGUCAAGUCAACAACCUAUGGGUGACAUCGUGCGAAUGUUCCUGAGUGCGUGUUUUAACUACAGCAAUAACACAUCUGGGUUGUUUUCACUGAGGACAUGCAGAGCAUAAAGUACAGUGAGGAUCCUUUUUUUUUGCCUCAAGUGCAUUUUUGAAUAGUAAAGUAAGUGGACACGUGAAAUGUAGCAACUAGAGAAAAGCAGCUGCAAAAAUGGCAUCAAAAUCAAAUUCAGUUGUCUUUAUAAAUCCUACUGCUCUUUAGUUUUCCUUGAGGUAAUGGCAUUCAAGUGAGUAGAGGUCAGUAGUGAAGCUGGUUGGCUGUUAUUAGCAACAUGAAGGGUGUGCUCUUGUUUCCAUGCUAUUUGAAAUCAUUUGAGGGUGUAUUUUUCAAAUGCCUUUCCUCUCUGUGUGUUUUUGUAAUUCUGUUUUUCUAAAGCAGAGUGAGCUACCUAAGCAUCUUUACCCAUGAGCCCCAGCAAUGUAAAUGAUGUACGAAUACUAACAUAGACUGUAUAUAUAAGAUGGACUUUGCUUCCAGAUUUAAAAAAGCAAGGCCAACGCAGUCUGCACUGAUGGCCAACAGGGGGCGACUCCUCCAGUCCAGUCCACUUCUCACUUGAUUUUUGACAUCAGUGAAGUCUUAUUUAAUACAGGACAUUUCUCAUUUUGUUAAGGAUGCUGUCACUGACAGCAAAAUUGCUAAUAAGGCAGAGAAUAGUAUAAGGCCUGGCUACCGUAUGAGUGUACAGAGUCUAAUAGAAUAAAAUAAUAAAAGUGAAAAUGCUCAAGUGAAGGUUUCAACCAAUGGGUGCCGUCAUUGUGGCUACAGUCAUCUUUUUUAUGUAGUCUAUGUACUAAUAUAGCAGUGCACAAACCACUUGUACACAAGACUGUGAAUCUUAAUCAAGUUUAGGUAUUUUUGUAUUUGGCAAAAAUUCAUUAUAGUGCCUUUUUUUGUCUUUUAUUGGUAAGAAGAAACAAAAGUAAAUGUAUAUUUCAAUAUCAGUGUACCCAUAACAGGUUUACAUGCAUAUUGAUCAAGAGAGGCCUUGGCUUUGUAUUUUGUCUGAAUAUUUUUGCACAGAUGUUUUGUAUUGCAAAAUCAUUUAUUAAAUAAUGUUUG
Oreochromis aureus is the source of this 5917-nucleotide messenger RNA. RefSeq names its product receptor tyrosine kinase-like orphan receptor 1 (gene ror1). Gene Ontology annotation, biological process: positive regulation of kinase activity; positive regulation of canonical NF-kappaB signal transduction; cell surface receptor protein tyrosine kinase signaling pathway. Gene Ontology annotation, cellular component: signaling receptor complex. The transcript is spliced from 12 exons. NCBI's taxonomy places the organism in Eukaryota, Metazoa, Chordata, Actinopteri, Cichliformes, Cichlidae. Gene Ontology annotation, molecular function: protein binding; protein kinase activity; ATP binding. Bases 309 to 3179 code for a protein of 956 amino acids. The record is from RefSeq and is a predicted model, not a curated record.